UCAGGUCGGAGCAGCACUGUAGUUUCUGAUUUUCAUCUGCGCGCAAGUCUCCUGUGGGCUUCUCGAGGAAAUAAAGCCGUUUGCCUAAAACAGAACACUGCAUGAGGGACCUUUAGGACAAUGAUGGCGGCCUGGCUAACAGUGGCCUGGGUCCUGCUAAUGACCAACAUUGCUGAUUGGCUGAAAACUGUCCAGUCACGGGACUUCACCAUGACAGACAUCAUCCUGCUGCAUCCCUCAACUACACCUCAUCCUGGUGGCUUUAAGUGCUUCACGUGUGAGGACGCUGCAGAUAACUAUGAGUGUAAUCGCUGGGCACCGGAUGUUUACUGUCCAAAAGAUGCCAGAUACUGUCACACACUCCACAUGAUGGAUAACCGUGGCAACAGUGUGUCUGUGACAAAGCGCUGUGUGACACUGGAGGACUGUCUGUUUAUCGGCUGUGCUGAUGUCACCGACAAUGGCUAUCAGAUGUGCUCGUCCUGCUGUGAGGGGAACAUCUGUAACAUGUUGGCGCCAAGGAACGCGAGCAACGCCAUCUUCUCCUCGACUUCUCCCCUGGUCAGCUCGAGCAGAGGGUUCCUCCCUGCAAAGCUGAGCUACGUCAUCAUCGGCCUCUUUACAGCUAGACACGUUGGAUAGAGAAACUGCAUUUGUACAUAUCAGACCCAACUUUAUGAAGGACACUUUUUUUGUGAAACUGAAAUAUUUGCCAAAAGUGAAGAACAAUAAUAAAUAUAUUUCCUAACCCUCUGUGAUAUAUUUUGAGAAUCUUAAAGUACUGCCUAAAGUAUGAGACACCUUUUUAUUCUACUUCUUAUUCUCUCUGUUUCCUUUUUUACUUUUUCUAUGUAUAUGUCUACUUUUUUUAAGGGAAGGACAUGAGAAAAAAGAA
Molecule: messenger RNA, 895 nt
Organism: Etheostoma cragini (Arkansas darter)
Lineage: Eukaryota; Metazoa; Chordata; Actinopteri; Perciformes; Percidae
Product: ly6/PLAUR domain-containing protein 6-like
Exons: 5
Coding region: 121-642 (173 amino acids)
Biological process (GO): positive regulation of canonical Wnt signaling pathway
Molecular function (GO): acetylcholine receptor inhibitor activity
Source: RefSeq, a predicted model, not a curated record